This is a messenger RNA of Osmia bicornis bicornis, 382 nucleotides long. RefSeq lists its product as uncharacterized. Bases 8 to 382 code for a protein of 124 amino acids. The transcript is spliced from 3 exons. The record is from RefSeq and is a predicted model, not a curated record. NCBI's taxonomy places the organism in Eukaryota, Metazoa, Arthropoda, Insecta, Hymenoptera, Megachilidae.
AUUUAGAAUGGAUGUGUCGAGUCUGAAAGAUUUUAAGAAACUCAGGAUUUGCUAUUUGCAUUUUGCUGAGGAUGAUUAUAAAUUGGGAUAUGCACAGCGAAAAUUAAAAGAUAACGUUGUUCCAUCGUUGAAUUUAAGUGGAUAUUCUGAAGAAAAUCCAAGUAUAAAUGCAUCAGUGCAUGAUGUGGCAUUAAAUAUACAUACACAACACAAUAUUAUGGAAGAUGUACAUGAGGAAAGGAAUGAUGAUGUCCUUACAGAAAAUAAGAAUAUCUCUUAUGAAGCUAGAAGGCGAAGCAUGAAUACAAAUACCCAUAUAAUUUAUACAGAAGCGAUUAAAAAAGGCGAGAAAAAUGUAUUGCGCAGCAACAGGACAGUUUAA